Lactuca saligna is the source of this 879-nucleotide messenger RNA. The record is from the annotation of a GenBank genome assembly. Lineage: Eukaryota; Viridiplantae; Streptophyta; Magnoliopsida; Asterales; Asteraceae.
AUGAACAACAAAUACCUUUCUUUUUAUUAUCUCCUCCUACUCUUCAUCUUCUACCUCCAGCUCACACCUUCCGCCGCCGUUGAUUUCAUCGUUAACUCGUUCAAUUCCUCCUCCGUCUCACUUUAUGGCAACGCCACCAUCCAAUCGAACAUCCUAACCCUCACAAACUCCACUCCGGGUCAAAUUGGACGCGCUUUGUACCCUGAGAAGAUCCCCACAAAGAAUUCGUCGUCACUCCUCCCUUUCUCCACCUCCUUCAUCUUCGCCAUGGCACCCACCACAAACGUUCUUCCCGGCCACGGCUUGGUAUUUCUCUUCACCCCAGUCACCGGGAUUCAGAACACAGCCGCAGCUCAGAAUCUUGGUCUGUUUAGUAGAGGAGUUGAUGGGAAUUCAAGCAAUCAUGUGUUUGGUGUUGAAUUUGAUGUGUUUAGAAACCAAGAGUUUGAAGAUAUUAAUGAAAACCAUGUAGGUAUCGAUGUCAAUUCUUUAACAUCCGUUAAUUCAACGGAUGCUGGGUAUUAUGAAGAUCAAGAUGGGGUUUUUAGAAGAUUACAGCUCAACAAUGGCCGAAACUAUCAAGUGUGGAUUGAUUACAAAGAUUUUAUGAUUAAUGUGACUAUGGCUCCUGUCGGGAUCAAGAAACCCACCAGGUGUUUGUUAUGUGUCCCGCUGAAUUUAUCCGAUGUUUUUGAAGAUGAAAUGUAUGUGGGAUUUACUGCUGCAACAGGGCAAUUGAUUCAAAGCCACAACAUCUUGAGUUGGAGCUUUAGCAAUUCGAAUUUCUCAUUGAGUGAUGAUCUGAUUACCGAAGGACUCCCUUCAUUUGUGCUUCCUGUUUUCUUGGUUUUAUUUGGAUCACGAGAAAGAGAAGAAUAG